UAAUGUGUUUAAUAUUUUUCAUUAGUGGAGAGGAGGUGAUGGCAGGAAACUGCUGCAAUCAGGACCUGGAACUGGAGGACAUCAUCAGAACUGUUCUUGGCAACCUGGACAAUCUCCAGCCCUUCUCUAGUACCCACUUCAAUGUCUUCCCUUAUAAGAAGCAGUGGGAGGGAUUAUCAAAGGUGAUGUGCACACACGAUGAGAGGAAGCUGAGAGCCUACCCUUUUAUUCUUAUUCUGUACCUGGAAAAAAACACACAGAAUGGAAAACAAGCGAAGAGUCCAGAGAAGGAGAUAGGGCAGCACUUCUCUGUUUCUGAGCCCCUGUCAAAGCGCUGUAAGCGAGAUUCACCACUAGAGGGCACCAUACUAAAAGACUUGGAGGCUGAAAGCAAGGUUCCUAUGGUGGGCAGGCUGCACGUGGACAAUUCAAAUGCAGAGGGAGAGGUCAAAGAAGAUCCAAGACAUGUUGACAAGAAAGGGACAGAGGGGUUUGGCAAAGCCCAGCUGAACUCAGGUGUCAGCAUGAUCAGAGGAAGCGGGAGUCCAGGUGAAGUGCAGCCAGGGACAAUGCAGGACAUGGGAGAGGAGGACGGAGAAAAUGAAGACUCCGUCUCAGGAACACCUGUGAGGCCAGGGAUUCUGACUCGAUUGGCCAGCCAUAUCUUCCCCUUCUCCCUGUUCUUCAAAGACCCCUGAGAGCUGUGUCAAGGAGACUGGAGGGUCUUACUGGUUCCAGUAGAGGAGUCUCACUGGGGUUUAUCUGGUUAAACUUCUGAUCUGAGCACAAAAAUGUGUUUUGAUUUCUUCAGGAAGUACAGUUUAUAGAUUUGUUGCUUUUCUUUUUCCUUCAUCCUGCAUUGAUUACUUUUUAGACUGUUAUGUGUCUUCAGUUGUUUUUCAAGUCAUUUCUGUUCUUGUAUUCUUAUCACGUUAGAUUUUCCAUUACA
This is a messenger RNA of Toxotes jaculatrix (banded archerfish), 949 nucleotides long. RefSeq names its product membrane-anchored junction protein. Bases 3 to 698 code for a protein of 231 amino acids. Gene Ontology annotation, biological process: meiotic attachment of telomere to nuclear envelope; homologous chromosome pairing at meiosis. Gene Ontology annotation, molecular function: DNA binding. NCBI's taxonomy places the organism in Eukaryota, Metazoa, Chordata, Actinopteri, Toxotidae. The transcript is spliced from 8 exons. The record is from RefSeq and is a predicted model, not a curated record. Gene Ontology annotation, cellular component: nuclear inner membrane.